GUGAACGCCUCACCCUCGAGCCAACUUCACAAUGGCGAACUAUCAAUACGACGAGGGGGGCGGCAUGGCUGCUUACUUCCUCCUCACUUUUCUGUCUAUAAUUCUCAUACCCUUUAGUUUAACUGCUUUCUCGUCCUCCUCUAAAAAAGCUGAACCAACGGGCUGCGAAUGUUCCAUGUGCGUGAAGCAGCACGAGCGUAUAAAGCAGAGGAACAAACGGUCAAUAUUCAACCCGAGGCUUGGUGCGAAGACACUAUUCUUGCUCGGUGGAUGGUCUCUCUGGGCUUUCUUUGCCUACAAAGCCUCUACAACCCGAAACGAAAGCAAGGUUUACGAUCCCUUCGAGAUCCUUGGCAUUCGCUCAGGUACCCCAGAGAAGGAAAUUAAAUCGCAUUACAAGAAACUAUCGCGUAAAUUCCACCCGGACAAGGUGAAGCUUGUAGCAAACCAAACCAUGGAAAUGGUCGAAGCGUACUUCGUAGAAAUUACGAAAGCUUAUAAGAGCUUGACCGACGAGACGAUCCGCAGGAACCUGGAGUUAUACGGACAUCCAGACGGUCGGCAGGAAGUCAGCAUGGGAAUUGCAAUCCCAAAGUGGGUUGUUGAGGGCCAACACAGAUUCUUCUUCUUAGUUGGAUACUGCAUCAUCUUGGGUGGACUUCUUCCAGUCAUCGUUGGGAAGUGGUGGUUCGGGAGCAGGAUUAAAACGAAGGACGGUGUAUAUGCCAGAUCAGCGGAGAUGUUUUUCAAGGACAUCAAAGAAGACAGCUCCAUCGAGGAUCUGCUUGCAUGCUACGGACAGGCCUUGGAGAACGAAUAUCCUGUUGUGUCUACCUCCCUUGGUGACCUAGAGCAGAAAGUUCGAUCCCGCCUAGGAGGCAAAUAUUCUGGUUCUCCUGCUCAAACACUGCUAUAUGCACACCUGCUUCGCAUUCCAAUAGAAAAUUCGUCAUUACAGAGAGUUCAAGACGACAUUCUCGUCCGCUCUCCUUCACUCCUUACAUCGCUCCUAAACAUCGCCAUGGCUCACAACUGGUUAACACCCACUCUGAGCGCGAUGCGUCUUCACGCCUAUGUCACCCAAGCUGUUUCGCCCUUUACUCAAGUCCAAGACAGCUCGGUUUUCACACAAUUUCCGAAUUUCUCUGAAGACGACGUAAAGAAUCUCGUUCAGCAACUCAACGAGCGCGACGUUAAGGCAUUUAUCGACCACUUAGAAAAGACCCAGGAUGCUCGAGCUGAGCAAGCAAGAAAAGCAGCUGAAAGUUGGGGUAAACUAGAGCUCGUAGAAGCAUCUUUCAAAGUACUCGGCGAGCGAAUCGUGACUCCACUAUCUAUUGUACAGUUAGUUGUGAAGGCACGGAUCACCCCUCCAACUGGUGCAACUGUGAAACAGGAGGAAAAGGAGACUUCUGACGUGGAUGUCAUAAAGCGAUCAAUUAAAGAAAACGAAGAGAAGGAUCAGGCAUUCUUGUCUUCGAAACGAGACAGCGAAGAUCUGACUAACGGUUUGACCAUUGCCAAGCGGGCACAUACACCAUUCUGGCCAGCACCUCGGAAACCAUCUUGGUGGGUAUUAGUGACUGAACCCAAGCUGAACCGAGUUGUCAUGCCUCCGAUGCGGAUCACGGAUUUACCUCUCUCGGACCCGACGAAGGAACGGAACUUCCGAACGUACAAACUUCAGUUCCAGGCACCACCGAAUGUUGCGGUAUAUAGCUGGAAGAUUCAUCUUGUUAGUGAUACCUUUGUUGGCGAGGAAGUUAUUCGAGAUAUUAUUCUCAAAGUAGACGAUGUCUCACAGCUCAGCUCGGACGAGCGAGGCGUAGAAGACGAGAUCUCAGACCCGGAGGAAGAUUCUUUGGCAGGACAAAUGGCACUUAUGAAGGGUGCAAACGUGAGGAAAUCUCCCGUACACGGUGAGAGCGAUGAUGAUGAUGAGAGUGGGACAGACAUCGAGGAGAGCAGUAGUGAUGACAGCAGUAGCGACAGUGAUUAAGCACUCGUUCUUGUGUAGUCAUCUCACCUCAUUAUACUUUGCUAUUUCGCUGCUUAUUCAAUAUUAUCCAUCCGAUUCGAGGAUGCACUGGGG
Fomitiporia mediterranea MF3/22 is the source of this 2092-nucleotide messenger RNA. RefSeq lists its product as uncharacterized. Bases 32 to 1999 code for a protein of 655 amino acids. The transcript is spliced from 7 exons. The record is from RefSeq and is a predicted model, not a curated record. Lineage: Eukaryota; Fungi; Basidiomycota; Agaricomycetes; Hymenochaetales; Hymenochaetaceae. Gene Ontology annotation, biological process: post-translational protein targeting to endoplasmic reticulum membrane; SRP-dependent cotranslational protein targeting to membrane. Gene Ontology annotation, cellular component: Sec62/Sec63 complex. Gene Ontology annotation, molecular function: RNA binding; transmembrane protein transporter activity.